GCAGCCUCAUUCAUUUUCAAAAUUUUGUAGCAUGCACAUCUGAUAAUUUUUUUUUUGAAGAUUUUUUUUUACAGUUUUUUUAUGAUCGUUUAACGGAAGUGAAAUUUUAACUAUCUACAUUUUUGGUGCAAAAUUUUUUGUGUUCCAACAAAAUGAGGGAAAUCGUCCACAUCCAGGCCGGGCAAUGCGGCAACCAGAUCGGAGCUAAGUUCUGGGAGGUGAUUUCGGAUGAGCACGGCAUCGAUCCCACCGGCGCCUACCAAGGGGACUCUGAUCUUCAGCUCGAACGUAUCAAUGUAUACUACAACGAGGCGUCUGGCGGCAAGUAUGUGCCGCGCGCCGUCCUCGUCGACCUCGAGCCCGGCACCAUGGACUCCGUCCGCUCCGGACCCUUCGGACAAAUAUUCCGACCGGACAACUUCGUCUUCGGACAGUCCGGCGCCGGUAACAACUGGGCCAAAGGACAUUACACUGAGGGUGCAGAACUUGUGGAUUCAGUCCUCGAUGUCGUCAGGAAAGAAGCUGAAGGCUGCGAUUGUCUUCAGGGCUUCCAACUCACACACUCUCUCGGAGGAGGCACCGGGUCAGGCAUGGGCACUUUAUUGAUCUCCAAGAUCAGAGAAGAAUACCCUGACCGUAUCAUGAACACGUUCUCCGUGGUUCCAAGCCCGAAGGUAUCGGACACGGUUGUGGAGCCUUACAAUGCGACAUUAUCGGUUCAUCAAUUAGUGGAGAAUACUGAUGAGACGUAUUGCAUUGACAAUGAGGCUUUGUACGAUAUUUGCUUCAGGACCUUGAAAUUGACGACGCCGACGUAUGGCGAUCUGAACCAUCUAGUAUCAGCGACGAUGUCAGGCGUGACCACUUGUCUGAGAUUCCCGGGGCAAUUGAAUGCGGAUUUGCGCAAGUUGGCAGUGAAUAUGGUGCCGUUCCCGCGGCUCCACUUCUUCAUGCCAGGGUUUGCGCCGCUGACGUCACGUGGCAGCCAGCAGUAUCGUGCGCUGUCUGUUCCGGAGCUGACCCAGCAAAUGUUUGACGCGAAGAACAUGAUGGCUGCUUGCGACCCUCGCCACGGGCGUUACCUGACUGUAGCCGCCGUGUUCCGCGGACGGAUGUCCAUGAAGGAAGUGGACGAGCAGAUGCUCAAUAUUCAAAAUAAAAACAGCAGUUACUUUGUCGAAUGGAUCCCUAAUAACGUUAAGACGGCUGUGUGCGACAUUCCGCCGCGUGGCUUGAAGAUGUCUGCCACAUUCAUCGGCAACACUACUGCGAUCCAGGAGUUGUUCAAGAGAAUAUCUGAGCAGUUUACAGCUAUGUUUAGACGGAAGGCUUUCCUUCACUGGUAUACUGGUGAAGGUAUGGAUGAGAUGGAGUUUACGGAAGCUGAGAGUAAUAUGAACGACUUGGUGUCGGAGUACCAGCAGUAUCAGGACGCUACAGCCGACGACGAGGGAGAUUACGUGGAAGAAGUGGAGGAGGAGUGAUGUUAGUGUUUGUAAUGUCCAAUGUUUGUUUUGUAAUUCUGUGUCGGUGUACAGUGUAGACAGUCUAUAUCCGUUUAUCAUGGUUAUAAAAUAAAUAUUUAUAUACAUCA
Messenger RNA from Plodia interpunctella (Indianmeal moth), 1594 nucleotides. Its product is annotated as tubulin beta chain. Bases 153 to 1484 code for a protein of 443 amino acids. Gene Ontology annotation, biological process: microtubule cytoskeleton organization; mitotic cell cycle. Gene Ontology annotation, molecular function: structural constituent of cytoskeleton; GTPase activity; GTP binding. Lineage: Eukaryota; Metazoa; Arthropoda; Insecta; Lepidoptera; Pyralidae. Gene Ontology annotation, cellular component: cytoplasm; microtubule. The record is from RefSeq and is a predicted model, not a curated record. The transcript is spliced from 2 exons.